CUCUACUUCUAACCAGCGACGGACUCGUCGGUCGCAGCUCCAGUAGGAAAGACUGCGUGCUCGUCACAGCAGCAAGGCCAAGAUGAAGAGUGCGACCGCUUUCACCGCGGCACUUCUGAGCUUGCCGGGCGGCACAGCCUUUGUUGUUAGCAGCAGUAGAUCCGACCAUAUCGCCAUCCAGCGGUACCCGACAAAGCAGCCUACGCGCCACGCGUUGCUGUCGCGUGUUGCAUCCCAGCGGGCACCCGGCACUGCUGCGGAAGGAGUAGUGCCGGACUCGCAGACACUUUCGGAGAUUCUCGCCGCCGCCGUCCACGCGGCAAGCGAGGCGGGCGCGCUCAUGAAGGCCAAGGUCGGCGCGGACGUUCUCAAGACCAAGUUCAACCCCAAGGACCUCCUCACGGAGGUGGACGGCCAAUGCCAGCGGGUCAUCGAGAAGGUCGUGUCCAAACAGUUUCCCGACCACGCGUUGCUCGGAGAGGAAAACGUGGAGCCCGGGGCGAAGGCCUCGACGUUGGCGCUCUCCGACGCCCUGGAUGGGGGAGGCGCGGCAGAAUGGCUGUGGGUCGUGGAUCCGAUCGACGGGACGACAAAUUUCGUUCACGGGAUCCCACUCAGCGCUGUGUCGAUUGGAGUAGCUUACCGCGGGAAGGUGGUUGUCGGUUGCAUCUAUGACCCGUUCCGGGACGAGCUGUUCACGGCUACGAGUGGCAACGGCGCUUUCUUGAACGGCAUGAAGAUGAAGGUCGGCGACCAGGAGACCAUCGGGGAGGCGACGGUAGCCUGUGGGGCCCCCCCAGGGGUGCUGGCUCUCGGACCUUGCGUGCGAGGGAUCGCGGCACUCGCUCCUCACGUCAGAACAACCCGAAUGUUGGGAUCUGCCGCCAUCAUGCUUGCCUGGGUGGCGUGCGGACGGUUGACGUGCUACUGGGAGCCUGAUCUGAACUCGUGGGAUAUCGCUGCGGGAGCGCUUCUCAUCCAGGAAGCCGGCGGGGAGAUGACCGACAUCCUCGGCGGCCCCUACUCGCUGUCGACUCGAGCCAUAAUCGGAAGCAACAAGCUGGUGCACGAGGAGAUUCGACACAUCCUGGUGGAGGCCAAGGCUACGCGUCCGGAUUCGACUCCGCAGCUGUGAAUGGCAUGGCCUUCGUACGGCUGGGUUGGGGAGGCUCCGUGCUGUGUCAAUUCCUAGGUUAGCAGAGCGGGAGGUUACUCACAGCCGUGCAUGCUGUAGCCGUUUGAUCAUCAACCUCGCGUCCCUACGAAACCAGGACGGAGCAGGGUUUUCGCCAGGCCAGACUAGCACAUCACCAGGGGGGGGGGGGCGUACUCUCAUGUUCAUCACCAGGGGGGGGGGUGUACUCAUAGUCGUGCAUGCCGUAGUCGUUAAGCCAUUGACCUCGCAUCCCUACAAAGCCGGGACGGAGCACGCCGGGUUCUUACCGGACCAGGCUCUCACCAGGGGGGGGGGAGGGGCAUAGCGGUGAUAUGCAGUCGAAAAAGACGGGGUGUGGGUGCGACACACCAAGUACAAUGCGAACAGGUGGUGCCCAGCGGUAUACCCGUGACUGCCGUUGGCGUCCCCAGCAAAAGGAGAUGAGCAAGAGCGCGCGCCUUCCGCUUAUGGCGGAAGCUUUGAAACGGUUGGCCUAUGCAGGAUGCUCCUCUGUCCGAGGGUGCCGCCCGUCACAUUAGAGGCAGCUGGUGGGGGAGUGGGGGAGGGAGCUUCGGGCAGGCGUGUAGUGCAUGUCAUCAUCGUGUUUCGGGCAGGCUUUACGCUGAGCCCACUACUGUUAUCGUGGCGUGCAUGUGAGAUUCUGAGAUGUGGCGGUUGUUGCAAGUAUAACCUUCGGCACUGAUCGAGCUGGCUCUAGAGAAGCAACGUUACACUAAACACGCAUGUAGUGCUACUUUAUUCGUCGGUGUGUGAGUGGACUGAUAUAAUUUAUUGUGCAUGUUUCGGCUGUGUCUUGUAGAUUAUGUGAUGCUGAUUUUGUUGUUGUUAGACCAGAGCAGGCCACCUGGUGCAGCCAGCAUGGCAGAGGAAAGUGCUGUGGGAUCGAUCGUGUUUUUCGCACCCUCUCGGUGUGUGUGCGCACUUUCAUGUGGGUCGUCGCGUCAGAGAUUUCGUGUUCGUUGGUUCGUUUCGGGCGAUAUCCACGGCGGCGGUGUGUUGUAUUGUAGGUGGCGUCGCUGCCAGUUCCAUGCCCAAUCCAGUCGCUGCUGUUGUGAAAUGCGAUUACGUAGUUUUUUACAGGCCGUGUUGUCACUACUUCGAGAAUUUUCUUGUCCUUCGGUUGCUUCGGCGUCUGUCCCUGAUACUGCGGUGGCAGAACAGAAGGCUCGGAGGUUUGGAUUUCCUUUCCCAGUUCUCCGACGUCCUGGGCUGGGUUGUCAAGCGCUGCGAGGGCGGGUGCCGUGCUGUUCGCUGUGGGCACCGCCCCACGCCUUGUGAACCCCCGACGUCCAAAACAACGUUUGUUUGGCGACGGAAGGUUGAUAAAAAACACCAAUCUUCAUCUCUAUCGGCACCGUAGAUGGAGUAAGUAUA
Messenger RNA from Ectocarpus sp. CCAP 1310/34, 2551 nucleotides. Lineage: Eukaryota; Phaeophyceae; Ectocarpales; Ectocarpaceae. The record is from the annotation of a GenBank genome assembly.